This is a messenger RNA of Salpingoeca rosetta, 3388 nucleotides long. RefSeq lists its product as uncharacterized. Gene Ontology annotation, cellular component: cytoskeleton. Gene Ontology annotation, molecular function: protein binding. Lineage: Eukaryota; Choanoflagellata; Craspedida; Salpingoecidae. Bases 45 to 2957 code for a protein of 970 amino acids. The record is from RefSeq and is a predicted model, not a curated record. The transcript is spliced from 24 exons.
UGGAAACACAACAAACAAACAAACAACAACAACAAAAACCAACGAUGAUGACAACCAAGACAACGCAAGAGCAUCACAACGACGGCGAUGACAGCAAAGGGUUGGAACGGCAGCUGUACUCAGACAGCGAGGAUGGGAUCAUCUUGCUGCCAAAUCAGACGCAAUGGAUGGCCAAGGAGCCAUUUGGAUUUGAGGCAGCCAUCGACGACACCCUGGGCUUCAUCUACUACCUCGACCAUCUUCGAUGUGAGACACAUGCGCAUCUAGCAGCCCGACACACGCGCCCGUCCUGGCGACACCAGCGAGGAUCGAUGCACCCCAGAACAUCAGACGAUCCCAUCCGCCGCACAUCGUCUUUCACCACCCAGCAGGUCUACGAGGUCGAGCUCAGUGCAAGCGAAGGCUCGUCGCUGCUCGAAAAGUUUGGCUUCGACACCACCGGUGACAAACAGUGCUUUGUCAGCAACAUUGUCGCAGACAGUCCGCUUGCGCGAUCCAGCGUGCCGCUUGGCAGCGAGCUUGUGCAGAUCAACAACACGGAUGUAUCACACUUUUCCAGCGCCGAUAUCCGCACAAUGCUGCUGCAAUGCAGGGGAGCAACGAGCCUUUCGCUCGUCAGCCGAUCCCGAACGCGAAGACGAACAUUUGACAAGUCAUCAAGUCUCCGUAUUUUUCUCGCUGACGGCCGCUACAAGACGCUCUUCUUCUGGCCAAACUCAACCGUUCGCGACAUCAUCGAAGAGUUGUGUGAGAAGCUCGACAUUGCCUGCCAGAACUGUUUCGAGCUCAUGCUGCAGGAAAAAUCUGGGGACCGCGUGGUUCUUCCCCGCUGCUUUUCCAUCCAGCACCUCGCUGAUCUCCUUGCCGAGCACGACUCGCUGCAGUGCGCAUUUCGUUUCAGAUACAUCCCGAAGACACCGGACCGCCUGAUGCGGCACGAUGUGAAGGCGUUUGUUCUUCUCUUUGAGCAGUGCAGCCGCGAUGUUGUAUCUGCGCACCUCCCAUUCAUCGCCAACGACACCCUCCUCAGAUUGGGUGCGCUCAGCAUCUUCCUCUGGUCCUUCUUGCAAGGAAAGCACAAGGUGGACUUGCAAGCCAUCGGGAAAAGCAUUGGCUUUGAACAGUUUAUACCUGCACACGUCGUUGCGAACACCCGCGGUCGUGAUCUCCGCAAAGUCCUGCGCACAAACAUGAAGAACGUUGAGGUCGUGCUCCAGCAGUCGAAAGUGACGGAGCAGCAAGUGCCCAACACACUGCGGAUGUUUUAUCUCAAACUCGUCUGCAACGAGCAGUCUGUGGUGACUCACUACCACGACGCGUUUAUGAUGGGCAGCAGUGGGAAAGUUGCCAUCAGCUUCGAAGACGGUCUCACGUUCAUGCAGCCGGAAGCAGAGCGUCCGCUUGUGCUGGGAAAGUUGGCGGACGUGCGAUCGCUGACACUCGCGCGAAACAGCUCGUCCCCCGUGUAUGCCGAGCGAGAGAGCAGCCGGGGAAAUGUGUUCCGAAGCGACACAUCCGCACACCCGCCACUCAUGCUCGCUGACCUCCACCGCUUUCGCUGCAAACACAUCGGGAUGCGCAGCAGCAGUCAGAGCGGGGUGACGAGCACGGAAUACGCGCUGACGAUUCGAUUGGAUGCGGACCCGCGAGAUGUGACGUUCCAGGUCAUCUCCUCCGUCUCCACCAUCUGUGCGCUUGUGCAGAGUAUACUCGGUUUCUACAACGCGCAUUUUCCGGCGUCAAUGACGCGACUCCUUAAGGACGAAGCGCAUGCGUACGGGCUGCGUCCCUACUUUGCCACGCACACAGUGUUCACGACACCAUGGAACUACGGCGUUGACUUCCUCACGCGCGUGGAAGAGCGGCUCCCCGUUCGUGUGCAGUUCAACCCUGAAUGGUUUGGCGUCCGCCCGCAGCCCUCAAAGCACUUGCACUGCACCACUGCCGCCUACAGCAGCACCAACACCAACAACACCAACAACGGUAGCGGUAGUAGCGGUGGUCGUGUGCCCGCAACUGGUGGUGCAGAACCAACAUCACAUCUGGAAGGAGAAGGAAGGUCAACUGCCUCCACGCAUCGCGAUACACAAUCACACACGAAAACGCGCGUGAAGCCUCGGGUCAUUCGCGUGUCCAGCAGUGCCAGUGCGAGUGACGUUACCACCACCACCACCACCACGAUGGCCACCACGCCAACAACACCAGCCGCUUCGGCAGCGCUUGCCUCGACGGGUAAAGGCAGCAACGCGAGCACGACACGCGCGUGUGCCGUUCGUCACACCCGCUCUGACUCGGCAGUGCAGCGCAUGCGUGACGCACAUGUCACGCGGUUGAGCGAGCACAGCAGUCAUGGUGAAGAGGAUGGUGAUACUGGUGGCGAUGCCAACAGGAGAGAAGAAAGACAUGGUGGUAGCGGCGGUGAUGGUGACAUGGCCCGAACAGCAUCUGGGGAGGUCACAGCACUGAGCGCCGCAAUCAAGCAGGCUGGCGCUGCGUGUGUUCAGCUGGAGAAUGCACUGAACCCGGCGGGGCCACAAAGCGGUGGUGUGGCAUCGUGGACAUAUGCAGACGCAAAGACUGAUCUGUGGCUGAGUCUCCAACAAUUGGCUUCUUCGUCAUGUGCAUAUGUGCAUCACGUCAAACAAGGCAAUUGCCUUCCUGUGCAGUCUGCAACGGAGGUGGUUGCAUCCCUUGAGGCAUUUGCUGAUGCCGCCGCCACCUUCUUCGACAUUUCUCCUGAUACGGCCACAUGCGACCAGUGCGCGAUUGGCGAGGCGUGCGUUGCCGUGAGUCAGGCAACACAGAUGCUGCUGCAAGCAAAUGCGCACAUUCGCCCGCAUGCGUCGUCGUGCGCGACACACCUGCUCGCGUUCAUCUCUGCUGGGCUGCAGCAAAUGCAGCACCUGCACGCCCUGGCCAUGCUCUUGCAUGGGUCACACACAGUCUCUAUUGCAUAGCAUAGUUCCAGCACCACAUUAACAUGACGUAAUGGAACCCCAGUCGUCGUAUGGCACCUGUAUGCCACAUGUAUCAGAAUGGUGUUUGUCAAAGUGUUGCUUGUAACAUCACAUGAUGCCCACCCUGCUCAUUUCGCCGAGGUUGUGACCAGAGCCGAGUAUUGAUGUUGUGUUUUUACCAGCUAGCAUCAAGGCGCUAAUGAUGUGACAUGACGACAACAACAACACACAACGAAAGCACAUCCCCACUCAUCAUCAGUAGCAGCAUCAUGAAUGGAAAGGGAACACGAACCAAACACGUCGUGACAUUCAUGACACAGCACCAACUGAGGAGCAAGAAAACAAAACAUUGAGAAAAGGUUGCGGAGGUGGUGUCAUGUGAGGCGAGAUGUUGGCGGUGAAGAGUGACAGCACAGCACAAUACACCAGAG